This is a messenger RNA of Ctenopharyngodon idella (grass carp), 6044 nucleotides long. RefSeq names its product E3 ubiquitin-protein ligase NEDD4-like. The record is from RefSeq and is a predicted model, not a curated record. Lineage: Eukaryota; Metazoa; Chordata; Actinopteri; Cypriniformes; Xenocyprididae. Gene Ontology annotation, biological process: ubiquitin-dependent protein catabolic process; regulation of dendrite morphogenesis. The coding region runs from base 411 to 4280 and encodes 1289 amino acids. Gene Ontology annotation, molecular function: sodium channel inhibitor activity; protein binding; ubiquitin protein ligase activity. The transcript is spliced from 29 exons.
UCACCUUUGCUUGCAAGAGCACCAGGCGUCCUUAUCCAAUCACGCCUGGAAUGCAGCUUGCCACUUGGGCUAUUUCUGCUGUCUGUCGCUAUCGAACUGCAGCUCGAACACUUUGACACAUGGGAUGUUUUUUUUUUUCUUUUUCCCGUCUCCCGUUCUUUCCAGAUCCCUCUCUCUCUCUGCCUGAAGCUUGUGGGUUGAACUUUUAAGCUCCCUGGCAGCGCUUCACUGGUAGCUGUGAAACGAAACGCAGCCUCUGUCUGUGAGUAAGGGAAAGAGAGAGAAAGAAAGGAAAGAGGGUGGAUGAGCAAGACAGAGAGGGAGAGCAAAAAGGGGAUCAGACACACUGAACAGUGGGUGAGACAGAUCCAGGAAGAGCUGGUCAGAGACAGAUCAAGGAGGACAGGAGAAUGUCUCACCGGCUUCGGUUAUAUUUUGGAUCUGGACGCAGUAACACUGCACCAGAAUUGGAGGAGCUGAAUGGGACCGUGGAAGACAGAGAUGAGAGAGGCUACAGUGGCGCAGGGGCCAUGAUGUUCCAUGCGCAGCCGCGAAACGGAGGACUUGCUGAAAUCCCAGAGUUGGGUUCAGUUGAUGUUUCAGAUGCCUCUCUAAAGCGAAGCUCUUCCAUGUUCAUCCCACAGCUCCAGGGUCAAACUGAACCACGGACGACCAAGAGCACCUCUGUCCAGAUAUCUCUACAACGCUCAAAUGCAACUCAAGAAGAUACAUUGCCCUUUGAUCCUCCUCCAGGGUACCCUCAGGAUCCAGCUCCAGCCUACACUGAGCCUGGUGAAAGUUGGCACUUACCUCCACCUCCAGCUUACCAUAGAGAAGAAACCACAUACUGCCAGAAUGUGGAACAAAGUCAACCAGGUACUGAGCCCAUCCAACCUAAGAGGCAAGUCUUUUGUGUCCGGCCAUGUGAUGGACAAAAUGGUUAUGCUAGUUUGGGUGUACCCAAUGGAAGUCCUCAAGGGAUUACCAUUGGAGGUUUCAGUAUUCAGAGAAGAUCCGCAGAUGGCUCAGAUGUCCAGCAGUUUAGGAUCACGCCAUACAGCGAGGAUGGACAGAAUGGCCACCGUUGGUCUGUCCAGCAAAGCUCAGACAGAGGUCCUGGCAUGCAAAGACUCGUCUUCCAGCUUCAACAGGACCAAGGACGGCACCCAAGCCCUACUUCUCAGGCUGACACGAGUGAUUUAGGCAUCACAGGUUCUAAAGGCAGCCGCUUGGUGCGGUAUCCUAGGAUCCGACUUGAGAGGAGCGCUUCACAGCCGUUGCAAUUCAGAGGAGCUCCUUCACGCCUCGGAUCCAUGCCAAACCUUCAUGCCCCGAUCUCAGAAAUGGAGACUGAAAGUGAGAUUGUUGAGAACAGAGCUCAAGGCUGCACAUUCAAAAUUAGGAAGGAACAGAACUCGCGACAGCCCAAGUUUAAGAUCUAUUUCAGCCAGGGAGGCGAGCACAGCCCCAUUCUUGCACGGGAUAUUAGCUUUGGAAAGGCGCCUACCUGCAGCAGUCCACAGGGUCACAUUGGUCUUGAUCGGUUCAAGAAUGGGCAUUUCAACCAUGGUCAGACCAGAGAUGACUUCCUCGGGCAGGUGGAUGUGCCUCUUACCCAUUUACCAACGGAGGACCCUGCAAUGGAGCGGCCGUACACGUUUAAAGACUUUCUCCUGCGUCCAAGAAGUCAUAAGUCUCGGGUGAAAGGCUACCUGAGACUGAAGAUGGCCUACCUGCCAAAGAACGGAGGGCAUGAAGAGGAAAGCAGUGAGAUGAGGGAAGAGGCUGAGGGCUGGGAAGUGACAGACUCCACUGAUCCGGGUUCACAGAGACCUCAGCAGCUCCUGCCUCCGCUGCCUCCAGGCUGGGAAGAGAAGGUGGAUAACCUGGGCCGAACCUACUACGUCAACCAUAACAACCGCACCACGCAGUGGAAGAGGCCCAGUUGUGUGGAUGUGGUUUCAGAAACGGAAAAUGAUAAUAAUUUGCGGCAGAUUAACCAGGAAGCCCACAGAGUUUUCCGCUCUCGACGGCACAUUAGCGAAGACCUGGAAAAUGAGCAGCUGGACAUCAGGGACAUAGACGACUCAUGGGAACCCAUAUCAGAGGAAGACCCAACUUUAGUGACUGACGUUCUGAACCAUUCUCUGUCCGGACCCUCCUCUCUGGCAAUGCCCCUCUCCAGCACUCCAGAAUUCUCAGAUGAGAUCAGCCUUAGACUGUCUCUCGCUCCAGACACAAACGGUGAAAUCCCAGGACCCAGCUCUGCUGUGAGUCAUCUUUCCUCUCGGCUACGCUCCUCUAGUAUGACUGAUGGAGUCAGUGAUCAAACUCAACCUCCCACUCCAACGCAGAACUCCCAGACCCGACGAACAAGAGCACAAACGGUCACAGGCGUUGAGGACACCAUGUCUCCAUCAGCCUCCUAUGCUCUGACCACACCAGGCCUUCCGCCAGGCUGGGAGGAACGCAAGGACCCAAAGGGGCGAACGUACUAUGUCAACCAUAAUAACCGUAGCACCACCUGGACUCGGCCCAUUCUUCAGCACACUGAAGAUGGAGCCAGUACCUCAGCUGCGGCAGAAGGGGGCGCUACAGCAGCCACGCCCCCCGCUUCCACCCCUUCCUCCUCCAGCGGCCAUCUAAGCGAACCACAAGUGCGCAGACCCCGUAGCCUCAGUUCCCCCACGGUCACUCUCUCUUCCCCACUAGAGGGAGCCAAUAAUGCCCCAAUACGGCGAGCCGUAAAGGACACGUUUUCCAACCCUCAGUCCCCACAGCCUUCUCCCUACAGCUCACCAAAAUCCCAGCAUAAAGCAAACCAGAGCUUCCUGCCCCCUGGAUGGGAAAUGAGAAUAGCGCCAAAUGGACGGCCGUUCUUCAUUGACCACAACAGCAGAACCACCACAUGGGAAGAUCCACGCUUAAAGUAUCCCGUUCACAUGAGGACAAAAGCAUCCCUAGACCCUGGCGACCUCGGCCCACUUCCUAAUCUUCCAGAGGAGCCUGGGUGGGAGGAACGAGUGCACGCAGAUGGAAGAACCUUUUACAUUGACCACAACACCAAAAAAACACAGUGGGAAGACCCUCGCCUCCAGAGUCCUGCCAUAACUGGACCCGCGGUGCCGUAUUCUAGAGAAUUCAAGCAGAAGUAUGACUACUUCAGAAAGAAGCUAAAGAAACCGGCAGAUAUUCCGAAUCGCUUUGAGAUGAAGCUGCACAGGAAUAACAUCUUCGAGGAGUCAUACAGACGGAUCAUGUCCUUGAAGAGACCCGACAGCCUAAAGGCCCGUCUGUGGAUUGAGUUUGAAUCGGAGAAAGGCCUGGACUAUGGGGGCGUGGCCAGAGAAUGGUUCUUCCUGCUGUCCAAGGAGAUGUUUAACCCUUAUUAUGGGCUGUUUGAGUACUCAGCCACAGAUAACUACACCCUUCAGAUCAAUCCAAACUCUGGCCUCUGUAAUGAGGAUCACCUCUCAUACUUCAAGUUCAUCGGUCGGGUGGCUGGCAUGGCUGUGUAUCACGGCAAGCUGUUGGAUGGUUUCUUUAUUCGACCGUUCUAUAAAAUGAUGCUGGGCAAACAGAUCACACUGAAUGAUAUGGAGUCAGUGGACAGUGAAUACUACAACUCUCUAAAGUGGAUUCUGGAAAACGACCCCACAGAACUGGAUUUGCGGUUCUGCAUUGAUGAGGACAACUUUGGACAGACAUAUCAGGUGGAUUUGAAGCCAAGCGGAUCAGACAUGGUUGUAACCAAUGACAACAAAAAAGAAUACAUAGACCUGGUGAUUCAGUGGCGGUUUGUGAACAGGGUGCAGAAACAGAUGAACGCCUUUUUGGAAGGAUUCACCGAGCUCAUUCCAAUCGACUUGAUAAAGAUUUUUGACGAAAAUGAACUGGAGCUGCUGAUGUGUGGUCUGGGAGAUGUGGAUGUCAAUGAUUGGAGGCAGCACACCGUUUAUAAGAAUGGCUACUGUCCUAAUCACCCUGUGAUCCAGUGGUUCUGGAAGGCUGUGUUGUUAAUGGAUGCCGAAAAGCGGAUCAGACUUUUGCAGUUUGUCACUGGAACAUCCAGAGUGCCAAUGAACGGCUUUGCUGAACUCUACGGUUCCAAUGGGCCGCAGUUGUUUACUAUCGAGCAGUGGGGGACGCCUGACAAGCUCCCUCGUGCUCACACCUGCUUUAAUCGUCUGGACCUCCCGACAUACGAGUCGUUUGAAGACCUGCGAGAGAAGCUUCUGAUGGCGGUGGAGAACGCCCAAGGCUUCGAAGGCGUUGACUAAAGAAAUCCCUUUAUAUACACACGGUCUCCUAAUGCAACCGACGAGCAAAGACAUGUACAACACGCACACAUCUAUACUCACAUAUACACACUCUCGAGUUGCCAUUGUACAGCCAGAACCCAGCGGUCGCAGGUGUGUGAUGUCAACACAGUAUAUGCAUGUAUCUGUCUAGCUGGAAUGACAUUGGCUGUGAAUGCGUUUUGAUGCCAAACAGCCCUGCAGUAUCCCACAAAUCAUGUUCUCUCCCAACACUUUUUAUUUUUAAAUCCAGCUCUGAGGCCAUGGCAACUUUUAUAUUGACAGUAAUCAAAACUUCAGUAUUUGAAGGCCUCAGUGGGUGUGGCCUCAGAGUGGGCGUGGCCUUGAUACAGCAUAAAAACACAACCAAUCCCAUUUUCACAUUAACAUAAUAUAAGUUCCGCGAAGAGGCAACAAUGAACUCUCUUAUCAGGUCUUACUAACACCAGAUUACCUUAGGAAUCACAGCCAGGAUGAAGGGCGCAUCCUCAUCCUCCCUUAUCCCGCAAAGUACGCCAAGUUUCCCCUUCCUUCGUCGAGGAUUAUUUUUUUAUCUUCUUUUGCAAUGCCAAGAAGCAACGGGAUGUUGAUAAUUGUUUUUAAUAGUUAAUUAUUAUCGCUGUUAUUAUGAUACUGUUGUCAUUCUUACUGAGUAAACAGAUAUUUGUACCAACAAUGUGGUUUACUAUUUUAAACAAUGUUAUUGAAAAUGCAUCAAUGGCCUGGCUAUAUUCAAUUCAAUAUCCAUAUCAUCAUGGGUAAAAAAAAAAAAUAAUAAAAAAAAAAAGGGAAAAAAACAAACAAACAUGAUCAACAUGAUUAUUGUAUUGCUAUGAAAACUGGCAUGAACAUGUAUCUUGUGUUUCAAUAUGAUUACGUAGUAAUUAUAAAGCUAUUCUCCUUCUUGGUUGAGAGCAAAGAUCGAAAAAGUCAUGCAUUGGACAUGUAAAUGAGUUUGUCGGAGAGGGUUUUCUUCAAUUGUAAUAAGUAUUGUUCUUAUCUUAAUUAUGAUUAUACCUGUUCAUAAUGCUGUAAAUGAGUUUUUUUGAAAGAUGCGGUUGGACUCUUUUACUGUAUGUGUUAAAUCUGUUGGAAGUAUUAAAGAGCGACACAGAGUGUAGCUAUCUUAAAAGCGCUGUGAUUCAACACUGCAAGUCUCGUAGACUUUCAGGACGUAAACUUUCUUUCUGUCUUUAUUUCUUUCUAUCUUGUUCCUUCUAACACCACUGUACCUAUAAGGGCACUUUAUUGAUCACACACUAGGGUCAUGUCACCUGUUUUUUUUGUGAACUUGAAUGUGAUUAUCUAUUAUUUUCUUUUAAAAGCACUCAGUUACUUGGUGCAAUAUCUAUUGUUUAUAAUCGGCCUGCUGCUAACAUAUCAGAUCACAGCUCCUCCCUACAGCUGAUCUGGAGUCAGACUGACUCUUCAGUGUGAAACUGGAAGAGUCGACGUCUGGAUCAGCUCUGUAGGAGCAAGCUCCACCUGGAGUAAGACUUCAGAAUUUUUCUAUUUUCUUUUCCAGUCUUUUUUUCUGUACGCCUCCCCACUCACACUUUUCGGGCCGCUGUGGCUCUGUAGGUUUGUGAUAACAUUAUGAUUAUUGUUGUUGUUAUAAAUUACCCUUCCUCUUUUAUAGGGGCAGUUCUUUUUUUUAUUGAUGAGGAACAUUUACUGUCUGGUUCCUGCUCACCAUGAGACCUUGCGAUUCGUAUAACUUCGUUCAAAAUAAACUGAUAAAUGGAA